Molecule: messenger RNA, 3381 nt
Organism: Monomorium pharaonis (pharaoh ant)
Lineage: Eukaryota; Metazoa; Arthropoda; Insecta; Hymenoptera; Formicidae
Exons: 11
Coding region: 210-2117 (635 amino acids)
Source: RefSeq, a predicted model, not a curated record
CAUGUGGAUAUAACCAGUCCUGGACGGACGGUCAAUCCGGUGUCUUGUGAACCGCUCGCUCGGUCAGAAUUGAUCCGUUGGAUCCGACGCGUGAGCAAAGUCGCCGGGAAGAAAACGAGACGGAGGAAAAAAGUGAUCUAGCCGGUGUGCAAAUUUCGGAUUACCCUUUUCUCGCGAGAUUUCGUGAGGCAGGGCUUAAGAAGAAUACAAUGUCAGCAGCCGUGAGGGAGCGAACGACGUCGCACACCAGCAGAAAGCUCGUGAGUCAUGGCGGUCCUAUAUCUGGCCAGAGAGACGGAGCAGCCACGGCCAGCAGCCUCGAAAACAACUUGGACGCACUUCUCGAGGAUCUGCAGACGAGUGUCUCGAGAAGCGCCACUCCUAGCCGAGACAGAACACUUCAAGUCGAAUAUAGAGCACCUGCCAACCCUACCAGAGUAAUCUCCGAGGGCAGAUCCGUAUCUCCGUCUCGUUCGAAGGUGACUACCACUGAAAAAUUCGUCAGUAGCGGUCCAAUUGGCACAUCGAGUGGUAUACCGGGACUGGAACAUCUGGAGGCGGAGCUGCAAGAUGUUCAACCCGGUCAAACCAAAACGGUAGCUUACAAGCAGGUGUCGUAUCACUAUAACAAGGAUUUGGACGGGAAGUCAGAUUCAUGGGGCAUAUCAGAAAGCAAACAGCCACUCACUGGCGCGCCCUUGAUGGACGACAUUCAUGAAAGAACUUACGAGGAAACUAAAACUCUAGCGAGUCCAUCAUAUUCAUAUCAAAGUCCAGAACCGAUUAUUAAAAAAUCAGUGGUCAAUAGAGAAUUGGUCUAUGGCGACAGCUCAACGUCUCGUUCGAAACAAACUUCGCCUCUGCCAGGAACUCAAAGAGAUGUCAAGUUCGUUCACGAAAGCAGUUACCAAACUGAACCACGAUCGACUCAAAGCACGCAAGAAUACAAAAGCAUCGAGUAUGGAGUACCAUCGCCAAGUCCAUCGAUACCGAUCAAUCUGGCACCCGGUCCAAACACAAAGGUAACCACCACCAUCAAGACGUAUACCUACGAACUACCGGGAGCGCCGGAGACAUAUCUACCAGGUAGUAGCGUGCCAGGGAGUGUCGUACUGCCCCGUGAUCAAACGAUCACGUACACACUACCAAGAAGCAGCGGAACUACCACCACGACAGACAAGACAAUCAGCUAUCAGACCAUGACGGAGAAUGUGCCGGGUACACCGAGAUACUCACCGACCGAUGUCACCGAGAAGUCCGAGAAGACCAAAACUAUACAUAAGGAAACAAAAUUUUAUCAUGAGGAACAGCCUUCUUAUGGUUAUCGUUCUGCUCCGCCAACGAAUAUGGAAACUAAGACCACCGUGACCGAGAAGUAUUACCAUGAUGGUACUUAUCCUAAUGGUUAUGGACCAGGCGAUCGUACAGACUAUUCAACGACCAUAUAUCAAAAUCAGCCACCUACCGUAAGCGAGACGCACACCAGAACCGUUAAUCGAUUCGAAGAAUACAGAUCUGGCAGAUCACCGUCCAGCGGACGUUAUCCCGACAAACCAGAUACUCCGAUAAAGACGAGUUAUUAUUCGCGGCAGGAUACCCCGCCGCAGCCUAGCACGACAGUUUACAAAUUUUCGAAUACUACGACGACAAUACCACCGAAUAAGAAUGCCGACGAUCACGAAGUCCUUUUACCGAAACGAUUUCCAACUAGGUCCAUUGCCAAUGGCGAAGGACCACCGAAGAAACUGGAGGAUCUCAUGGCUUCGUUCUCUGACUCUGAGCGAGAAGUAUUAGAAGAUAUAGAGAGGCAAGAGCGCCAAAGCAAAACAGAAUCUACGAAGAAGAAGGAAGUUGAUUUUCUUCCCCAUACACCACCUAAAGUUAAAAGCAAGAAUGUUGCUGGACCACCGGUUUAUUAUCCUCCUGGUUCGGCAGAGUUCACUAAGAAAGAAGAAUCUAGCGCAGCCGUGUCACAAUCUGGUGGAGAGUGGCAAAAGGCGAGUGGAAAAUAUGAAUACGAAGCUUCUAGCAAAAGUAAAAGCAAAAGUAGCAAAGGAGGUGCUGUUGUUCCAGUUUGCCUCCCGUUAUGCUGUGCGUUGCCAUGCGUUAUUAUGUAACUUAUUAUUACAUUGACAAAUUAAUCAAGUACACGAUAUGCACAAACACACACAAACGAUAUACACUUGUUACUAUAAUAUAAUCAAAAGAAAUUAGAGAGGUUAAUGUAAAAAUAUUUAGUCUUUGAGCAGAGUUUUAUAACUUUCACCAUUUUUUCUUGCCAAUGUAAGGAUCGUUUAUUUGAGUUGCUUAUCGUGCUUUCUCUUCUCUCAUUCUUUAAAUCGUAUAUCUAUAAUAUUUCACUUUAAAUGUAAAAAAACAUACUUAAAAAACAGUUCUGCGUAUGUGUUAAUAUUUAAUACAUGACAGAUUAUGUAAUAAACAAGUAAUCAAAACAAAUCAUGUUGUUACAUGAAAGCGAACGUCGUUAAUACACUAUGUUAACAUAUUUAUAAAUAUACUAUAAAUACUUUAAAGUUAUUUAUUUUAUUUGUAUUAUUACAAGUAUUAUUUUUUAUCUAAUGGCAAAUAAGAAUUUUUUAAUGUACUGCAAUAUAACAUUUGCUAUAAUGAAAUGCAUAAUACGAAAUGUUAUGUCUGGUGCCUUCUGUACAUUUCUCAAGUCUAUUAUUACAUGUUACAUUUUAUGAUAUAUAUAAACAAAAUAAAUAAUAAAAUUAAUUAAUAACAUAUAAUAAAAUAUCUUAGUAAUUAGAAUUUUUAUUAAUACGCAGAUAUUUUUAUAUUUUUAUUUACAUUGUUUAUGUAAAUCAACAAUGUAUCAAUGUUAUGCAAUGUAAAUUUUUCACACAAAAAAAAAACAAAAAAUAUAUAUCACAGCAUUUGUAAUUAACUAUCUAAAUCAAACUGUAAAAUAUCAUUAAUUUUCAAAUGAUACAAUAGUAAAAUUUUUUACAAUUAAUAAAUUUUAUUGACGUAUUAUAUUUUAUAUAGAAAAUACAUUAAACUUUAAAUUAUUCUAUAAAUUAUUUAAAAAAAUGGACUUGCAAAGAAGAUAAAAUAUGACAAAUAUUGUAACAAGUAGGAUAAAUCAAUUUUAAUCAUACAAUACUACCGUGAAUUAUGGUGCUAUAAUAAUUUUAGUACAUAAAAAAGAACUAUGUGAAAUGAAAAAUAUUGCGAACGCAAUCAUGCACAUAACAUUGUAGGUACAUGAAUAAAUAUAUAUUUAAAUAUUAUGUGUAAUUCUUGGUGUAAUUAUAUGUAAAAAUUGUGUUAUAUCAUUACAUAUAACAUUGCGAAGCAUAUGUAUCAAUAUGUAUGGUAAUAAUAGAUUGUACUUUAAUAAAUUUACUGAUGUUU